AAGAGACAUGCACUGGUUUAGCUCAACGUUUGUAAUUGUUUUGAUAUUAAUCAUACGUCAACAGAAGACAAAAUGCCAGCCGCUGUAUGAUACCGAUACAGAUUUUUGGAAUUUAGAAAAGAGAAUGUUUGAAAUGGAGAAAGAAAUAUUUCGACUGCGUCUGGAAAAUCAGAGGAAUAAAAACCGGCCAGCCUUUUCUGCUUUUCGUCAAGAAGGUACAACACAAGUCAUCAAGUACCCGGUACAGACCAUCAUCUACAACAAGGUCCAACUUAACAUUGGAGGGGGUUACAACGAAAGCUCUGGAGUGUUUACAGUACCCGUGGGAGGGGUUUAUGCAUUUUUCUUUGGUAUACAAGUCGAAUCCGGCAAACGCAUGUCUGUUCAAUUCACGUGGAAUGGAAUUCCGUAUAAGGAAGCCACAGCUGGUUUGAUAUCUGAUUACAGCACCGGAAGUAACAUGAUGAUUAUAAAUGCGGGAAAAGGUGACUGUAUGUGGAUCCAAACAAAUCCUGACUGGUACAGCUAUGGGCAGAUAAAUAUCAGAUACGAUCCCAACUAUUUCUCUGGAUUCCUGAUGUAUGAAACCUAAUUAGUUUUCUAAGGACUAUGUUAGCAACAUGCUAUAGAUUGCUGAACUGUAUUUUUUUUUUUUA
Molecule: messenger RNA, 656 nt
Organism: Saccostrea cuccullata (small rock oyster)
Lineage: Eukaryota; Metazoa; Mollusca; Bivalvia; Ostreida; Ostreidae
Product: collagen alpha-2(VIII) chain-like
Exons: 2
Coding region: 8-592 (194 amino acids)
Molecular function (GO): protein binding
Source: RefSeq, a predicted model, not a curated record